This is a messenger RNA of Aegilops tauschii subsp. strangulata, 2289 nucleotides long. Its product is annotated as protein NRT1/ PTR FAMILY 5.2. Lineage: Eukaryota; Viridiplantae; Streptophyta; Magnoliopsida; Poales; Poaceae. The record is from RefSeq and is a predicted model, not a curated record. Gene Ontology annotation, molecular function: dipeptide transmembrane transporter activity; tripeptide transmembrane transporter activity. Gene Ontology annotation, cellular component: membrane. Gene Ontology annotation, biological process: transmembrane transport; dipeptide transport.
CGUUGCAUCGUAUCUGUAGUUGCCCUCAGUCCACAGUAUUGCCACCACUCUUCGUUUCUUUUAAUGUGAAUUGCCACCACUAUUCACUCUUCAGCCAGGGCAUAUCUGGGUCGGUCUAGUGCGACUCGUCGUCAAGGCUCUUUCAUGGGAAAAAACUCGUCUGGAGGGUAUAAUCGUAAUUAAGCGACACUGGUCAGAAGGGAGUGGAUGAGUAAAGGGAGGGAGCCGGAAAGAAACGGCCCCUACGUACACAAAUCAAUGCGGCCAUCCAUGAUAAGUAGCUCGUCAGGGGAACCCAUUGCGGCAGGCGGCAGCAGCAGCCAUUGAAUUGGCUCGCCAGACAAGCGCUGUGGCUAAACCCAGCACACAGAGAGAUAGCAGCAGCAGCAGGCCAUGGAGAACGGCGAGGGGGCGUACGCGCAGGACGGAUCCGUCGACCUCCGCGGCAAUCCCGUCCUCCGCUCCAAACGCGGCGGCUGGACCGCCUGCGCCUUCAUCGUCGUGUACGAGCUGUUCGAGAGGAUGGCGUACUACGGGAUCGCGUCCAACCUGGUGAUGUACAUGACCAACAGGCUGCACCAGGGGACGGUGGAAGCGUCCAACAACGUCACCAACUGGUCGGGCACCGUCUUCCUCACGCCCCUCAUCGGGGCCGUCGUCGCCGACGCCUACCUGGGCCGCUACUGGACCUUCGUCGCCGGCUCCGCCAUCUACCUCAUGGGCAUGAUCCUGCUGACGCUGUCAGUCACCGUGCCGGCACUGAAACCGCCGGCGUGCGACGGCGCCAGCUGCCCGCGCGCCUCGGCGCUGCAGCUGGGCGUCUACUUCGGCGGGCUGUACACCAUCGCGCUGGGCCACGGCGGCACCAAGCCCAACAUCUCCACCAUCGGCGCCGACCAGUUCGACGACUUCGACCCGGCGGAGAAGCUGCACAAGCUCUCCUUCUUCAACUGGUGGAUGUUCACCAUCUUCCUGGGCAUCCUCUUCUCCAGCACCGUCCUCGUCUACCUCCAGGACAACGUCAGCUGGACGGUCGGCUACGGCAUCCCCACGCUCGGCCUACUGGCCUCCGUCGCCAUCUUCCUCGCUGGCACGCCGCUGUACCGCCACAAGGCGCCACAGGGCAGUCCGUUCACGAGCAUGGGAAGGGUGAUCGCGGCGGCCGUGUGGAAGCGCGGCAUGGCGCUGCCCGACGACGCCAAGGAGCUCCACGAGCUAGAGCUGGAGCACUACACGAGCAGGAGGAGGUUCCGCAUGGACGCCACCGACUCCAUGCGGUUCCUCAACAAGGCGGCGGUCAAGGUUAAUCCCGGGGACGCCGACGGCGGGCUGGCGCCGCCCCGGCUUCCCCCGUGGACUCUGUGCACGAUGACGCAGGUGGAGGAGACGAAGCAGAUCGCUAAGCUUGUGCCGCUGCUAUUCACCCUGGUCGUCCCGUGCACGCUCGUCGCGCAGGCGAACACGCUCUACGUCAAGCAGGGCGCGACGCUGGACCGGCGCCUGGGCGCGUUCCUGGUGCCCCCGGCGAGCCUCGGCGCGUUCAUCACACUUACCAUGCUCAUCUGCGUCGCGCUCUACGACCGCGUCUUCGUGCCCGCCGUCCGGAGGCGCACCAAGAACCCGAGGGGGAUCACGCUGCUGCAGCGGAUCGGGGUCGGGAUGCUGCUCCAGGUGGUGACCAUGGUGAUCACGGCAGGGAUAGAGAACCGGAGGCUGAGCUUCGCAAGGGGCCAUGGACCUGAUGCCGCCGGCGUGCUUCCCCUGACCAUCUUCGUGCUGCUGCCGCAGUUCGUGCUCUUGGGCGCCGCCGACGCGCUCCUGGUAGUGGGGCAGGUGGAGUUCUUCUAUGACCAGGCGCCGGAGAGCAUGAAGAGCCUUGGCACGGCGAUGUCCCUCAUAGGCUAUGGCGCCGGCAACGUGCUCAGCAGCGCCAUCCUCUCCCUGGUCGGGCGUGUUACUGCGAAGAGGGGGAACCCGUGGGUGACCAACAAUCUCAACGCCUCGCGGCUCGACUACUACUACGCGCUCCUCACCGUGCUCGCCGCGGUGAACUUGUCGGUGUUCCUUGCGCUGAGCGUAAGGUACAAGUACCGAUCGGAGUCGAGGGAGACGAUUGAUGUCGACGUGCAGGGCGGCCCGGUAAGGCUUAAUUCAGAGCCAGCGCCAGUGGCAUGAAAAAAACUGUAUGUUUCGGCCUGUAUAAUUAGCUAAUGAACAGUACAAUGUCGAUGAAGUGGUCUGUUCUGUUAACGAUAUAUACUCAUUACUGAAAUCAUCAUGUAUCUCAAA